Messenger RNA from Manis pentadactyla (Chinese pangolin), 4492 nucleotides. RefSeq names its product ST3 beta-galactoside alpha-2,3-sialyltransferase 2 (gene ST3GAL2). NCBI's taxonomy places the organism in Eukaryota, Metazoa, Chordata, Mammalia, Pholidota, Manidae. Bases 1197 to 2249 code for a protein of 350 amino acids. The record is from RefSeq and is a predicted model, not a curated record. Gene Ontology annotation, molecular function: beta-galactoside (CMP) alpha-2,3-sialyltransferase activity. The transcript has 7 exons.
GGGCGGGCGAGGGCGGGACCGGCCCGCUGGGGGCGGACGAGGGAGCCGCGGAGCUAACGGGUCCGGACGCCGGCGGUGGCGGCGGCUUUCUGCACGCGCGGAGGUGGCGGCAGGACCGGCGAGUAUGGCCCGCGCGGCACCGGGCGCUGACUGAGGGUCAUGCUGCGGCAGCCUGGCGCCUGACAAGUGCGGGGGAGCCUGCCAGGGGAUUACUGCUAGCGCAAGCUAACUAACAGCAGGACAGCCAGCCACAGGGGAGUGGGGAUGGACAGAGCAGCCUGCGAGCCAGCCAGCAGCACCAAGAAGGAGGCCUGGGCCCUGGCAGGGAGCUCAGCACACUCAGCUGACCCAGGCGGCAUUUGAAGCAGCAUCCCACUGAGGAGCAGCUGUUCCCUGGCCCCAGAGAACCUCACAGCAGAAGCAAGAGCUCUGGGAACCCCUAUACAAUUGCAUUUGGGGCUGUGGCCACUAGAAGAAGGGACUGGCACCUUGAUGGGAAGCGGAAGGUCAGAACCUAACUCAAGGAGGAUCUUGGUCUCCACGGCAGUUUUCUGAUACCCACAGAGCCUCCUGGCCUUCCUCUCUCAGGAUUGGGGCCUGGUUCCGUCCCCCUGGCAGAGGGGUUGGGCCAGCAGGGCCAGCUGAGGCAGUGACAGCUCUUGCAUGGAAUCCAGGCCACACAAAACCCACAUGCCCUCUGUCGUGAUUAAGGUUCCAGGGCUUCCCCACUGCAGAGGCCGAGGGGCUGCCUUGGUGUCUGCUCAUGAACCACAAAGACCCCGAAUGCUCCAGACUGGGCCGUUUCAAGCCACCAGAGAGGGGCUCCAGAGCUGGCAGCCAUCAACCCCAAGGGACUAGAGGGCUGGGAUGGACUGACCUCCCCCUCACCAAGCCGGCAGGAGAAGCAGAACCUCUGUGGCCCAGCUAGUGACGGAGAGACCCAAUGAAGCCAUAAGUACAAACGGGCCUGAGUGACUCAGGGAUAGGGGAGCCUCUCCUGCCGAGGGGCUUUCUCCCCACGUGGAAAGAGGGUGUGGUGUGGGACCCCUGCUGCUGUCCCUUCCUUGGCACAUGCCCCUAUGCCCGUUGCACAUUGCUGUCACUGGCCCAUCAGCAGGCUGGGAAAAGAGUGGCCACGGUGACACCCUCUCCUGCCUGCUGGGUUGGUGAUCCAGCCCCCACCAGAUUGGCGAACCAUGAAGUGCUCCCUGCGGGUGUGGUUCCUCUCCGUGGUCUUCCUGCUGGUGUUCAUCAUGUCACUGCUCUUCACCUACUCCCACCACAGCAUGGCCACCCUGCCCUACCUGGACUCGGGGGCCCUGGGUGGGACCCACCGCGUGAAGCUGGUGCCCAGCUACGCUGGCCUGCAGCGCCUCAGCAAGGAGGGGCUCACUGGCAAGAACUGUGCCUGCCGCCGCUGCAUGGAUGAUGCUGGUGCCUCCGACUGGUUUGACAGCCACUUCAACAGCAACAUCUCUCCGGUCUGGACCCGCGAGAACAUGGAUCUGCCUCUGGAUGUUCUGAGGUGGUGGAUGAUGCUGCAGCCUCAGUUCAAGUCACACAACACCAAUGAGGUGCUGGACAAGCUGUUCCAGAUAGUACCAGGCGAGAACCCCUACCGUUUCCGGGACCCCCACCAGUGCCGGCGCUGUGCAGUGGUGGGGAACUCAGGCAACCUGCGGGGCUCUGGCUAUGGGCCGGAUGUGGAUGGGCACAACUUCAUCAUGAGGAUGAAUCAGGCACCAACUGUGGGCUUUGAGCAGGAUGUUGGCAGCCGAACCACCCACCAUUUCAUGUACCCUGAGAGUGCCAAGAACCUGCCCGCCAAUGUCAGCUUUGUGUUGGUGCCCUUCAAAGCCCUGGACUUACUGUGGAUCGCCAGUGCCCUGUCCACGGGGCAGAUCCGAUUCACCUAUGCCCCAGUGAAGUCCUUCCUUCGAGUAGACAAAGAAAAGGUCCAGAUCUACAACCCAGCCUUCUUCAAGUAUAUCCAUGACAGGUGGACAGAGCAUCAUGGACGGUACCCUUCCACAGGAAUGCUGGUGCUCUUCUUCGCCCUGCAUGUGUGUGAUGAGGUGAACGUGUACGGGUUCGGGGCCGACAGUCGGGGCAACUGGCACCACUACUGGGAGAAUAACCGGUACGCGGGCGAGUUCCGGAAGACUGGCGUGCACGACGCCGACUUCGAGGCGCACAUCAUCGACAUGCUGGCUAAGGCCAGCAAAAUCGAGGUCUACCGAGGCAACUGAGCUCGGCCUUGCCGCGAUCCUUAGGGCGCAGCCGCGAAGCGCGGGCGCACGCUCCCGGCCGGACUCGGAGCCAUCCCAGGGCGGUGGCCUCGGCGUGGGUGUAACGCCUCUUUGGGCGUCUCCAGGCAGUGGGAGCGACCUGGACCAAUCAUGUUGCAGUUUUGCGAGCGCCUGCUGAGUCCCUCCAAUCACUAGACUCUAGGGGCCGGCCUCGGCCUAGAGCCAGUCAGCACUGCAGCCUAGCGGAGCCUCCGUUUUUACAACCAAUCCUGCGACUCAAGGAGAACUUCCGGUACUGGGCUCCGUCUCCUCCAAUCAAUGGCCUUCGGAGACGGGCCGGCAGCCGUUCAAUCCCCGAUUCUUUAUGCUUUUGGGUAGGAUUUUAUUUCAUGCUUUUUAAGUAGAGGUCGGUUCCGGCCUCCGUGAAGUACUUUCCUCGGGCUCAGCGAGAGUCUCAGUCGUUUGCCGGCCUGACUCCGCCGGGAGUGCGGAGGAGAAAACAGUGGGGAAGGCGCGAGGCACCCGCCGCUCGGCUUCCCUUUCCGCUGGAUCCCUCCUGGCCUCGGAGUGAUGGAGAGGCGGUCAGGUGGUUUCGGAGGAGCGCGCCUUCACCCCAGGGAGAAAGCUAGAGCCCUCUCCGACCUCUCCAGUCCUCUGAGAGAAUAUUAGAUCCCACAUUUCCUUUUAUCUGUCAGGCCCAGAUGGGUGAGUGUAAACCCACCAAAGAAAUGCAGUGAGAAUCCCGAGGGCGCGUGGGUCCCUCAUCCUCCCACCUCCCCCGCCCCUGGCUACCCUAUGGAAUGGCCUUUCUGACCAGGGCAUUUUGUGUCUCGCCUAGAAUUGUAUUCACUCCCUGCCGGGUGGGGGGUGGUAUUUGCCUCGGGCCUAACUGUGAAACACAGGUGUAAGGAACAGGCAGGGGACUAGGAAGUCCGUCACAUCACAUGUAAGGUGCUUCUCACUCCCGUGUACCCUCGGUCCCUGCUGUUCACUCACAACCUGUUUACUGUCUGCUGAGGCCCUGGACCUCCUCACCAGCCUCCUUGUUGCUCCGAGGGAAAAAAAUCAAAACUUGCCUUGGGAUUGGGGUGCUACUGCUUCUCCAUCCUCCAACCCCUCAAACUUGUCUUUGGCUGGCUCUAGGGAGACGGAGCAACACGUGGGAAAGAAGGCUGCAGAUGGGGAGCCCAGUUGCCUGGCGCAUGCACCUUCUUCCUUCACCCAUCACCCCAGAGAGGAAUAGGAAACCUCUUGCUUGGGGGUGGAAUUUGCCUUGGGCUCAUAAUUUAGUUAACCUGAAGUUGCGGGGAUGGCUGAUCAAUAGAUUCUUUUAAAAUUCUAAGCUGGCCUUACAAAUAGCCAGGAGCCUACCUGGAGAGGAGUAGUCUUGUCGCCAUGCAUGCCUCCUCCCCUGCCCAUAUGCACUGCCUCCCCCAUGCUCACUGCCUGCCUCCCUGCUCUAACCCACUUUCCAUUUCCAGCUCUAGAGGUACCAGGAAGCUAAUAACCAGGGGUUACAACUGGAAGCUGCUUGCUUGGCUGAACCCAGCUUAAGACGCUAGAGGAAGCCACUGAUGGUAUUCUCACCCUUCAAGGUUGAGGUAGUUUAGGAGGGGGAAAGGGCUUCUGUGAAGCUUCCAAACCACUAAAAGGAUCCCCCUUCUCAACAGUGAUGACCACAAAUACCACCCUUUUUCUUAGUGAGUUGAUAGCACCAACCAAGCUGCCUCCUGACCAUUGGUGUAAUUCCUGCAGCUGGCUGGGGGAACAGUAGCCAGCCGGAGAGUAUAUUAGAGGAGGGUGGGUGUGGGGCAGUGGGCACCCCGAAAGUUAAUAUAUUGAGGACUUAGUUUGAGUCUGUUCCCAAUUCCAAAAGUAGGGGGAGUAAAAAAUGGGGGUGGAUUUGGGGGGCCUUCAGUGGAAUGCCUCUCUCAGGGCCUCCCCCACAUGUUGGAGUCAAGGCAUCAGCCAUUCUUGCCAGUCUCAUCUCAGUGCUUCCUGAAGAGGCUGUUUUGAGUGUUUAGAAAAUGAAAACAAUGCAAUUAUGCCAAACAGUAUUGAGAAUAAUUUAUUUCUUUUUUUGUUCCUUUUUCUUUGUUUUGUUUAAAACAUUAAUAAAUCUCCAUUUUGGAAGAGGUAGGUCCCAGCAUCCGGCCCAGAUCUCCUUUUCUGCAAUAGUUAUUUAAACACAUUUUUUAUUUUCUCGCCUUUCUCUUUCUGAAUUAAAAAGAACAAAAACACUA